Messenger RNA from Funneliformis geosporum, 7014 nucleotides. Lineage: Eukaryota; Fungi; Glomeromycota; Glomeromycetes; Glomerales; Glomeraceae. The record is from the annotation of a GenBank genome assembly.
AUGUAUCCCUCUUACGAGAAAUUUAAGCAAAACGUCGAGGCAACUUCAACUCUUAGCUGGCAAAUAAAUGCGACUGAGGCUCCUCCUGGGGUGAUGCCUCCCCAUUUGUUGCCAUCGUCUCCUCAAUCUUACUUACCACAAAGGCCAAUUUCGCCAACGUUCAACAAUGGACAUCAGAUCAACCCUCCUCAUUUUAAACCACAAAGUCAAUUACAUGAGAAAUUCAAGAAAAAUAAGCGCGGAUUCAUACGCCAUAGAGAUGAGGCAAUUAACAAUCAAUACGCAUAUAACUCAGAUCAAAAGUCGAAAAGCGAAUUGACGAACAAUGGUUAUUCAUCUUCACCAUGUUAUAAUAACUCACCUGUCAAUUCAAGUCAUCAUCAUCAAAUAUGGCGCGCGCCAAAUCAUAACAAUUUUCCAAAUUGGCCGAUAACAAAUUCAAUGGAAUAUCUAUACACUCCGGAACAUUUCGAAAGGCAAAAUCGUCAAAUAUUCCCCCCCGGAACACUUUCACCUUUUCACGCUCCACCAGAAUCACAAUCCUACCCAAUUCGUCAUUUUCCACAGCAAUAUCCGCAUCAUUUAAUUCCUGAUCCUCCUAUUUAUCCACGACAAUCAAAUAACUACCAAUUUUAUGGUUCACAACGGCCAGUCAUGCAACACUUUUAUCAUCAUGGAUCUCAACCUAGAGACUUCCAUCGACCUAUAAUUUCACAAUUUCCUACUUAUGCGCUGGGUAAUGAUAAUAAUGAUUCAUCGACUGUUCCUUUGUCUAAUGAUUCAUUGACAAAUUCAGUUCAUACUUAUGAAAAUGAUGGUCGUAAACUCUUUACGAAGAAAAAAUUUGUAAAUAAAAUUGAAAUUAACUUAAAAGACAGAAUCAGUCUGUUAAAUUUCAACUCCUCUAAAUCGUUUGUACCAGAUGAUGAAAUUCAUGAAGCGUUUGGUAUAAAGAAGAAAAUUAAAUUGGACAUGGAGAUCAAUUCGGUUCAAAGUGCACAUGAUGCAAACUCGGCAGAUAAUAAUCAAAAUCUGAAGUCACAUGAUAUCUCUGAUAGAGCAACGGAUUCUAGUGAGAAUUUAAUUUAUGAUUCACUUUCUUCAGGCGAAAAUUCCACUCGCCGGGAUAGUGGAAUCGCUUGUGACAAUAUGGAAUUAGAUGAUGAGAUUAUUAAGGAAAAGGACAUUAAAGAUCCUCCAAUAACUAUUUCUAAUACUGUGUUAGAAAAAACAAAUUAUAAUGCUAAUCCAAUUAUUAAUAAUUCAGAGACUGUCAAUGAUGUAGUGGAGUCUAAUUUGGUGUCAUCAGAUGAUGCAAUUGUUAUAGACUCAGGCAUGAUAGAGAAAAUGACGGAGUUAGAAGAGGAGUCUAAAUUUACAAAUAUAAAUAAUAAUGUACUUAAUACUAAUAAUGUUCAGGAAGAUUCUUUUGUCUCGUUGAAUUCCGACUUGGAAGUGUCAUCAACGCCGACUUUAAGUCAAAUUACAAGAAAAGAUAGCACGGACAUAAUUUCAAAUUCUGAUAUUAGGAAUUGUUUGAUGCUUGUUGAUAAUGAAAUUAAUGAGAUUCAGGGAGAAAAGGGAGAGGAAACAACUCUAGUUGAUUCGGUCAUAGUUACUGUUAAAGAAUCAGGAGACGACUUCAAAAAAAAUCUUUCUAUUGAAAAUUUGUCAGCCCUUAACGAUAAUGCUUUGGGUAUCACUUCUAGCAAUUCUGAAAGUUCUGAAGACUCUUUUAUAAUUGUAGAUGAUUUACCAGAAUAUAUAGAUUCUAGUUUAAAAUUUACCGAUGACAACUCAACGGUGGAAUUAUCCAAUUCAUUUUCAAAAUUGGAUUUCGGUUAUAUAAGUAGUGAUAAGCGAUGCUGUACUAACUUAAAAUUAAAAACUGAAGAACCUCCCUCACCCAAAAUUCCAGUAACAUAUGAGGAUAAUGAAAUUCCUAUUCAUUCGUCAAAUGUAUGUACCAACUCAAUAAAAAAUGGAAAAGAUCGAUUUGCUGGAGCUGUUUUUACUCGCCAGGGCAUAAAAGAUCUUGCCUUUGUAAAGUUCGAAGGGUACUCUGCAAAUCAACGUGUUAAGGUUCUAAACGUUGAUAGUAUUUGGUAUCCUGGUACAAUCAUUGCAAUUGAUAAAACUAAAGUUAGAGUGCGUUUUGAUGGUUGGGAUGCUAAAUAUGACGAAUGGGUAUCAAAGGAUAGUCGAAGGUUGAGAGUGAUGAGCGAUGAAGAAAUUCUUGAAAUACAGAAGAAUUCUUCACAAAACAAUAAUGUCGCGAUGGCUAAACAACGUUCCAUCUUCAAUAAGAAUAUUGAAAAACAUGAGAUAAUACCGGAUACAAAAGAUCCGCAAACAAAAUUUUCGACAAAAUCAAAGCGAACAAGAAAGAGAACUGCUGUAAAACCAACGAUAAGUAAUGACACAAAAAAAGUACAAUCUACCCCGACAAAGAAAAUUAUUGACCAUAAGCAAAAGAAGAGUAAUCCUCGAUCGCAAACACCAACAAUAAUUCGUAAAAAGAAUAAGUGCAAUUCUUGUGAAAGCUUAUUUGAUAAAUUGGAGAAAGUGGGCGCAAUUGAAUUAUGUACUAAGUGUGUGCCAUUAUUUGCACCUCAAUUAACGAGAGUCAAAGCAUUUGCACAUGACUUCACAUUAGAUCAAAAAGUCCAAGUACUUAAUAUAGAUAAGAUUUGGUAUCCUGCCAGGAUUGUAAAGGUAGAAAAAUCCAGAAUUAAAGUUCACUUUGAUGGUUGGGGGAAAAAAUUUGAUGAAUGGAUAUCUGUAGAAAGUCGAAGAUUGAAAUCCUCAACAGAAAAUGAAGAAAAUAAUUUACCUAAUUAUAUCGAGACUAAUCAAGAUAAUCUUGAUCAAAACCAUAUUCAAUCAAAAGCUUCUACGUCCAAAAGUCCUCAAAAAUCUAUUAAUCUAAAUGAUAAACCAAAAAAACCAAGGAAAGAUUCCGCAUGUUUUCACGAUAACGAUAAGGAAUAUCAAUCGAAUAUUUGUCCGGAAUCGAUAUCACCAUCUUCAUCAUCUCUUAGCGCGUCCGAAUCAAAUUAUAACUCUCUAAGUAGUUCUAGUGAAGAAACUGAGAUAAAACCACAUAAGCCCCAUGUUAAAAGAACUGUACGAAACAUUAAGAAGGAUACGAUACGCAAGAAAAGCCAAUCAUCCGAAGAGAAAAUAUGUGAAUCAUGUAAAAUUAUGCAUCUAAAUGUACAAAGAGUAGGCAGUCUUGACUUAUGUACCUAUUGUAGGUCACUCUUUGGUGACGAUGCUACGUUCCGUUUUAGACGUGGUGGUCAAUAUGGUUUUGAACUUCAAAAACGGGUUAAAGUUUUAAGUCGAGACGGCGAAUGGUAUCCGGCCACAAUGGUAGAUGUUGAGGAUGGACGUAUUCGAGUGCAUUUUGAUGGUUGGAGUGAUUAUUUUGAUGAAUGGAUCCCAGCAGGAAGCCAAAGAAUGAGAGACAUGACACUUGAAGAAAUAUUAGAAGCACAAAAGGCAUAUGAACAGAUAGAUAAAGAGACGCUUCAACAAAGAGAAAUGAUGUAUAUACCACAAAGAAGAAAAAGAACCAAUUUAAAACGACCAAUACAACCACCUUCAACGAUAACUCCUAAUGGAACAUCAAAAACAACAGAGUCGACAAAAGUCAUUAAUAAUAAUAAAGCAGGUUGCGAUUCAGAUUUAUUUUCUCAACAAAGUGACCUUUCAUCAAAUUCCAUGAUCUCAUUUGAUUGGAAUGAAUUUUAUUUUGGACGAGACACUCGUCGCAGUCUUCGUAAUGACAAGCUAUUAAGUAAUUCUGAUGUUCUUGCUAAGCUAAAAUCUCGGUUUAAACCAGGAAAUCAAAUUGAAGCACGAGAUAGGUUAAAGGAAUGGGUUCCUGCAACAAUUAUUGAAGCUAAAGGUUGUAGGGUAUUAAUACAUUAUGAUGAUGUUCCAGCCUUCUAUGAUGAAUGGAUAGAUAUAAGCAGCGAUAGACUUCGUGAAAAAUGCACAAAAAAUGAAAACGAUGACGAUUAUCGUUUGGAAUUUGUUGUAAAUGGCGCACUUAAUGGGAGGUUAAUUACAGCCGAUGAUAAAUGGUGUAUAUAUUGCAAUCAAUGCAAUGUAGUUAUAAAACAGUUCAGAUAUUAUUGUACAUAUUGUGAGUCGCCAUCAGAGGGAAACGACUAUAGGAGUUUUGAGCUCUGUGUGUGGUGUUUUGCGCAUCAAUUUCCAAAUUAUCACGAACAUCCUCGUUGUUCUUUUGCCGUUCAAACAGUUAUUGAUGAUGAAGCAAUCAAAAUGUCUUCCAAAGGCGAAGUUGUUAAGAUUUUUGACAAAGAUAUUUUUGAUACAACAUAUAAAGAUCCCGAAUUUGAUUUAACGAGUAAUAAUGUACCAUUGGAUACGGACAUGGGAUAUCUUUACCUACAAGCAUGGAAUAUGCGUAAAAUAUGUGGCUUUUGCAAUGAUGAUGACUCAAAUCAACUUGGUGGAUUCAUAGCUCCAUAUCCUUUCGUUUCUAACACCUAUACACGUCACGGUGAAAAACAGAAGACUUUUUGGGCUCAUCAUGCAUGUGCAAAAUAUUCACCAGAAGUUUUUGUUACAAAAUCAAGUGAAUGGUACAACGUAACAUUGGCUUGGAAAAGAGGUCGAAGCAUGAAAUGUGGUAAAUGCAAGGAGCGUGGCGCAACGAUCGGAUGUUUCGAACCUAAAUGUGCAAAAAGUUAUCAUCUUUCAUGCACGGAUAAACCGCUUUCACAUUUUGAAAUGGGUGUUAUUUUCUAUUGUCCUACACAUGAGGCGCGUUACCUUCAAAAAGAAUUAUACAAUGAGGUAUACCGUUGUGAUGUAUGUUCAUGUGAAUUACAAGAAGACAAAUGGAUGACUUGCAAGCCUUGCGAGUCGAACUUCUUCUCAUCUUUUGAUUUGUGUUUACAAUGUUUUGAAGAAAAGUAUCCUGAACAUGAACAUGAUAAAGAUGAAUUUGAAGAAACAUCUGUUAAGAAAAUUAAAGACGCUCAAAUCACGAAACAAGCAGCACUUGCCGUUGCAAAUCAAAAGGCUCAUAGCGCAGGAAUGCGGAAGAAAUCUAGAAAUUCGCAACAAAAUAAAGGAGGGAGAAUUCAAUGUUCAUAUUGUUGGGCGGAGGAGUCUCCUCGUUGGAGGAAAGGUUAUAAUGGUGUACUUAUGUGUGAGGAUUGUUUUGAAUUAGUUUUGGUAAAUAAUAAUUCGGGAGAUCAUCAAGAGAAAGAUAAAUUAUUAGUUACCAGCGAAGAUUAUUCGUACCAACCAUAUUUGACAAGAAACUUCUGUUCCGAUAAAAAAUUUGAUGACUUCGAAUCUCAAGCAAUGCAUUUAGAUAGUUAUGAACCCACAGAGAAUCAGUUGUUUUCUUUGCCCUUUGAUAGUUCUUAUUUUGAUAUUCCGGGUCGUGCUCCAAGGUGGGCUACGCAUAGUGGUACCGAUUAUCAUGGUACUUGGCUACCACAAACUGUUCGCAGAGCAUUACUUCGCUUUACAAGGAAGAACGGAAAAGUUCUAUCAAAUUUCCUAGGGAGAGGAACGGAUGCUAUUGAAUCUUUCCUACUCGGAAGGAGACUUAUUGGCAUUGAUAUCAACCCAGCAGCAGUUGCUUUGUCACAGCGAAAUUGCUCUUUCGCGAUACCACCGAAUAGGGAUAUCACAGCCGAACAUCGGCCGAUAAUACUUCAAGCUGAUUCUAGAAAUUUAUCAGGUUCUAUGUUUGAAGACGAGUCCUUUGAUCAUAUAUUGAGUCAUCCGCCCUAUAAAAAUUGUGUUGAAUAUUCAACACAUAUUGACGGUGACUUGUCAAGAUUUGCAAACUCAAAGGAAUUUGCUGUAGAAAUGAGUAAAGUUAUUGAUGAAUCUUGGAGGUUAUUGAAGCCCGAAAGAAGAGUUACUUUAGGAAUUGGUGAUAACCGUGAACAUUGUUUUUAUGUCCCAGUUAGCUUUAAUUUAUUCCGUCAAUAUAUCGAUCAGGGAUUUGAAUUAGAAGAGCUGGUUGCAAAACGUCAGAGAUAUUGCCAGGCAUUUGGGCUUGGUACAUAUCUUUGUGUACAAUAUGAUUUUCUAAUGUUUACGCAUGAGUUUAUUGCAACUUUUAAGAAGGUUGACAAAGCACAUAAUGAUAGAUUGUUAGUGACACCUGAUGAAUCUACAUUAUCGGGCACAGUGACGUAUUUAAGGAAUCUUAGAGAAAUCCCAAUUCUUCCUAUUGCACGAAAAAGUGUCGUAAUGGGUACAACUUGGACUUUUAAGCCAACACCAAUACAUAAUUUUGUACAACUUUGUACCUCAAGAAUGGUUGAACGGUUUGGUAGAGACUUUGCCAAUUGGGAAGAAAUACGGAUAAAAUUUAACAAUAUGGAGCCGAAUAAUACAGUUAAUGUUAAUCAAUUAUAUAAAUACGAAGACAAAGCUGAUAGUGAGGAAGAAGACAUGCCAGAAUAUGAGCGCAUUAGACAAAAAAGGAUUAAAGAAAAUCAGAAAAUGUUGCUUUCAUUGGGAUUAAAAUGUGAUCUUGGAGAAACAUCAGAUGACAUUUCUCAUCUUGAAAAAAUAUUAAAUAGUAUGCCCUUACCUCCGCCAACGCCAACGGCAUUAAUUGUUGUUCCACACAUUCCCAAUAAUCUUCUUACCUCACAAAUUAUACCGACUUAUCGUACAGCAGUUAAGCAUUUAGCAAAAGAAGCAUAUGAAAAAUUACCGCCAUCGGGAUUUUUUGUUAUAGGAGGACAAGACGUUAGAACUUCAGAUAAUAAAUUAUGGCCACUUAGCAUGCUUUUUAUGGAAGAUGUAAAUCAUUCUGUUGGGGAAGAUAGAAUGCCAUUAAAAGAACUUGUGGUAACAGUACCUGAAGGUUACGCUAAAGAUAAGAAAAGAAUCACAAAAAAAGAUGAUUACAUAGAAGAAUAUUGUAUCGUAGAUGAAGAAGAUAAAAUAGAACAUUUACCAAUUAUUCAUGCAUGUUAUCUUAUAUUUAUGAAACUUCGUUAA